Trypanosoma theileri is the source of this 1296-nucleotide messenger RNA. RefSeq lists its product as uncharacterized. Gene Ontology annotation, cellular component: plasma membrane. The transcript has a single exon. Bases 1 to 1296 code for a protein of 431 amino acids. Lineage: Eukaryota; Euglenozoa; Kinetoplastea; Trypanosomatida; Trypanosomatidae. The record is from RefSeq and is a predicted model, not a curated record.
AUGAACAACAGCGGAGCAACUGGACUACACAACCCACAGUUAUGGCGCCGUUCUCCGGAUGUACAGUCCAUAAGAGACCCCAGUUCUCCAUGUACAGUGGACGAGACGGGAAACACAACAGGAUCUAAAGAGAAAGUUGUUCGUAUUGUAAUGGGAUCUUUAUCUGUGGUUGACUGGAUACGCAGUCAGUGGUUACUCUGGCUCUUUGUGUUAAGUAUAUGUAUGGCGUAUUAUCAUCCUUCUUCUAUGGAUAUUGCCUCUAGUGUGUGGGUGCGAGUUCUUGUGUUUAUUUCUUUUACACUCAGUGGUGCAUCCUUUCCAGAUAUUGAUAAGAGUGCGGCAUUCCGUUUUAUUGGUCCAACUAUUGCUAUGUGUGUGAUGAGUCUUGUGGUUUCUCCUAUUAUAGGAACAGCUGUGUAUAUAAUGUUUCACGGAUCUACCGAUGUGCAUUUUCUCUUUAUUGGUUUAAUGUGUACAUUUUGUCUUCCUCCAUCCGCUAUAUUAUCCGUAGCCGCAGCACGAUCAUCACAAGGUAAUGAAGCACUUGCACAGUAUUUAAGUGCUAUUGGAAGUGUAAGUGGUGUCAUUGCUUCACCUUUACUCAUGAUUGCAUGUGUUUCCCUUUCACACUCAACAAAACUUCCAAGUGCAAUGGAAAUGGUAUUUUUUCCAGUAACUGUGAUUGGUCCAUUUUUUAUUGGUAUCAUCGCUCAACGAAUAUUUGCUUGGGUUUCACAUCGAUAUAUAACUGGAGAAGAUCGUGAUGUGGUGCGAAUCAGUAAAGCAGAAAUUGCAUGUUCUGAGCUUUGUGAUGGAAGUCUUGUUUAUUGGCGUCAACGUGCAGUUCAAAUGAAUUGUUUUGUUUUGCUUUUAGUGAACUAUUUUAUGUUCAGCUCAUUUUUUGUGCAGUCUAUAACACCAAACUUAUUAACAUGGAAAGGAAUAGGAAUAGUGACUUGCUUGGAGUUUGCUCUCUUCUUUCUCUUCUCUCUUGUUGGGUGGUGUUUGGCCUCUAUUAUUACAGCCACACCAGAGGAACGCAUUGCAUUGUUUUUUGCUCUCAUUACGAAGUCUGAAGUACUUGUUGUACCCAUCAUACUUCAUCUUUUUUAUGAAAAUCGUCAAGCCGCUGUUAUUUUGCUUCCCUCGCUGAUGUAUCAUCUUAUCCAGGCAUUUGCAACAGGUGUGAUGAGUUUUCCGUUGCGACGCUGGAGAUAUAGAUACAACUGUCGUCCAGGAACAACUUUACUUCCAUUGCGAUUAAGUAAAUCCGUGCGAGCCUCAUCAGCAAAGUAA